This is a messenger RNA of Penicillium brasilianum, 1365 nucleotides long. The record is from the annotation of a GenBank genome assembly. Lineage: Eukaryota; Fungi; Ascomycota; Eurotiomycetes; Eurotiales; Aspergillaceae.
AUGGAUCUUUCUCGGAUUAUCAAGCCCUGGAAACUGGAUCCGCCGAAGACUUUGGUCUUUGUGAACGCGACUAUCAUCGACCCUGUUGAAGGACAAUUAAUUCCCAAUGCCAACGUCAGGAUAUCCGGAGGGAAGAUUGCCCAAAUCGACACCACCGGCUCCGAGACAGUAAAGACGGGCGUCGACAGCUCCGAUAUCAUCGAUCUCAGUGGAAAGUACCUGUGUCCCGGCCUGAUCGAUUGUCAUGUGCAUAUUGCCGUCACGCCUGGGGAAACCGACUUAAGGGCAUACCAGGACAUGACUGAACGAAUCAGUCUGCUCCGACAGCCUCACGUGCUCAAGACCAUGCUAGAGCGCGGAUUCACCUCAGUCCGCGACUGCGGUGGUGCGAGCCUUGCCAUGAAGGAGGCCAUUGAAGAAGGAGUCGUACCAGGCCCUCGCCUUUUCAUCGCUGGCUUUGCGCUCUCUCAGACCUCGGGCCACGGCCACAUGCAAAAUCGCCAUUCCGAUGAAAUCUGCUGCGGCGGUUCAAUCUCUGGUAUUAGCAGAAUUGUGGAUGGACCCGCCGAGUGCUACAAGUUCGCACGCAACGAGCUUCGACAAGGUGCGGACUUUAUCAAGAUCAUGGGUGGAGGCGGUGUCGCAAGCCCUACCGACCGCAUUGAACACGUGCAGUUCUCAGAGGAGGAGAUCAAAGCCAUUGUGACUGUUGCACAAAACGCGGGCACGUAUGUGACCAGCCACAGCUAUACGCCCCGGGCCAUUCAGCAGGCCAUUAAGCUGGGUGUUCGCGGCAUUGAACACGGCAACCUCAUCGAUUUGGAGACGGCCCAUUUAAUGGCUGAGAAGAAGGCAUUCUUGACACCGACUCUCAUUGCGCACGUCAUGUCUAAGCAGAUGAAUUUCCUGCCAGCAGAGAGUGCGGCGAAGAACGACGAAGUUCUUGAAAAGGGACUCAGAGCGAUGAAAAUGGCUGUUGACGUUGGUGUCACCGUCUGCUUCGGCACUGAUCUCCUGGGCCCGAUGCACUUUGCUCAGAGCAAGGAGUUCUCCGUCCGUAGCAAGGUUCUGACCCCGAUUCAAAUUCUGCGAAGCGCUACUAUCAAUGCCGCUCGUCUUCUCAUGCAGGAGGACCGACUCGGUCAGGUCCAGGAAGGCUUUGCCGCAGAUCUGCUGAUCCUGAACGCCAAUCCAUUGGAAGAUAUCACAAUUCUGGACCGGAGUGAGCAAAGUAUUCUGGGCGUUGUGAAGGAUGGAAGAGUUAUGACCUCCCGAUGGGAGAAACUGCGAGCGGACGCUUGAGCCGGUCCGAAGGUUUCUGGUAUUCAAGCCUAAUUAAUAUGGAAAUUAUUUAUCAAGAGAGCA